AUGGCCCUCAAGACCAUUUUCCAAGCCAUUUAUAGCCCACUGGGCUUCACAAAAGCAUAUGCCUUUACACUGUGGUUCAUCGUCAGUGGUGCACUUGUUGGGUUUAUCCUAGCGCGCCUACAAUUUCUUGACAUUGAUGGCCGUCUAUGUCCAGCCGUGCCGGCCAACGAUGGUUCCUCAGGCUUUCCAGCAGCGUGCUACUGGAUUGUUCAUUUCAGGCGGUACCGUGUAGCCAUGAUUCUUCACCUGGCCACCUCACUGCCUGCAGGUCUCAUUGCUGUUUUCCAAUUCUUGCCUGCAAUAAGACACAAGUGCAUCUUGUACCAUCGCAUCGCAGGCUACAUUGCCAUCACACUGGGUUUCAUUGGCAACAUUGGUGCCUGCAUGCUUGCAGACACGGCCAUGGGCGGGGAGUUCUCUAUGCAGACUUUGAUCGGAUUCGUGGCAUUUGUCACAACCCUCACCCUUGCCAUGGCGGUGUACAACAUCAAAAAGCUCCAGCUUGACGGCCACCGCGCAUGGAUGAUUCGGUCCUGGGUCUACAUGGGAUUUGUGGUGACACUCCGAAUCAUCCAGCCAACCAUGGCCAAUAUCGUCACAAAAUGGCCAUCGGCGGCAAAGUAUGUAGCAGUGUCGUGCAAGGAACUACACUACAUAUACUUUGCUGGCCAAAAGCUAGGACAAGGCACAUAUACGCAAGACAGCCUGGACAAGUUCAAGGCGGACUACCCCCCUUGCGCGGAACAUCCUCUAGCUGAGAAAAUUUAUGUUGCGGUACAGGGCGUCCUGUCACCUGACGACCCAGGAAAAGUCAAUGUGGCUCUCAUGUCGACGUUUGCUGCUUCCGGUGUUUUCGCAUUCCUGCUUCACGCGGUUUGCGCCGAGAUAUAUAUUUGGCUUACACCGGCGGAGAACGCGCGGCUACGUGAGGUAAGUUAUCAAAGGCAGCUUAGGAGGGGGUUCCCCAACCCAGGCAGUGAAGGCCUUGUGGCCCAAAGAUUUGGUGAUGCGCGAGAAUGGGUACCGGAUGCAUCGUCAGAGUCUCCUGAAACCCAGUCCAAUGAAGGGAAAGCGCAGUCAUAG
Clonostachys rhizophaga is the source of this 1083-nucleotide messenger RNA. The record is from the annotation of a GenBank genome assembly. NCBI's taxonomy places the organism in Eukaryota, Fungi, Ascomycota, Sordariomycetes, Hypocreales, Bionectriaceae.